GUGAUGCCGUGCUGCUCCCUGCCCACCCUCCCGCUGGCACCCCCAGGACUCCGGGAGCGGUUGCGGUGCUGGGAUGGAUGAGCGGCUGCGAGAGCUGCGUCUGCGGGAGGAGAGGACCUUCCUGCAGAGCGUGGCGCGGGAGGAGGCCACGGAGCACCCCCUCAGUCGGCGGCACAGUCGGGCACCCGCCAUCGUCCCCGAGCCCCUCACCAACGACGCUGCUCUCUGUGUGCCCAACAGCCCCAAGUCGCGCAGGGACCUCAGCCUGAUCGCGGAGGCGGUGGGACGCAGCGAGUUCCUGCGGCGCCUGGGCGAGGGCUGCCCCGAAGCGCUGGCCCAGAGCUUUGCCCCCGUCUGGCACGGCCCCGGGGACACAGUGCUGGCCGAGGGCACCGAGGGCACCGCCAUGUACAUCGUGGCAGAGGGGCAGCUCAGCGUGAGCCAGCGGGGCCGGCAGCUCCGCAUGCUGGGGCCGGGUGAUGUGUUCGGGGAGCUGGCCAUCCUCUACCACUGCAAGCGCACUGCCACGGUGCAGGCACUCAGCCCCGUGCGCCUCUGGGCCAUCGACAGGCAGCGGUACCGUGCCAUCGCCACCAGCAACGCCAAGCAGAGACGAGCCGAGAUCCUGGGGUCUCUGCGAACGGUGCACUGGCUGCGGGACCUCUCCGACAGCCACCUCUGCAAGCUGCUGGAUGCCAUGGAGGAGUGCACCUUCACGCCCGGCCACGUCAUUAUCCACGAAGGGGAUGAGGGGGAAAACUUUUACAUCAUCCUGAAGGGAGAGGUGCGGGUGAGCCGGCGGGUGGACGGGCAGGAGAAGCUGCUCCGUGUCCUGGGCGCUGGCGAGCACUUCGGGGAGCUCUCCCUGCUGCAGAACAGCCGCCGGACAGCGUCGUGCCAGGCCCAGGGACACGUCACCUGCAUCACCGUGGCCAAGGAAGACUUCCUUGAGAUCAGCCCCUUCUGCCCCCGGCAGCUCUCAGAGCCAAACACGUCUGAGACAGAAGCGCCUGCCCUGGAAGGUCCCGGGAGGGGUUGGGGGUCCCCGAGCCUGCGGCAGCCCCUGGCACCGGUGCGGCUGGAGGACCUGGUGGCCGUGCACUACGAGGAGGGGCCGCGGCAGGGCCAGCGCGUCAUCCUGGGCACCGGCGGCUUCGGCAGGGUCGAGCUGGUGCGGUGCGGGGAGCGACUCUUUGCGCUGAAGCAGAUCCGCAAGGACUGGGUGGUGCGGACGCAGCAGCAGGAGCACGUGCGCACCGAGCGGCGGGUGCUGGCGGGCAGCCGCAGCCCCUUCGUCGUGGGGUUUUUCGGCACCUUCCGGGAUGGGCAGUACGUCUACCUGCUGCUGGAGUUCUGCCAGGGCGGCGAGCUGUGGACCAAGCUGCGUGAGAUGCGCUGCUUUGAGGAGCCGCUGGCCGUGUUCUGCUGUGCCUGCGUGGUUGAGGGUCUCGAGUACCUGCACGGCCGCGGCAUCGUCUACCGCGACCUGAAGCCCGAGAACCUCAUGCUGGACCAGCGCGGCUACGUCAAGCUGGUUGACUUUGGCUUCGCCAAGGAGCUGGGGCGGGGGGAGAAGACCUACUCCUUCUGCGGGACCCCCGAGUACCUGGCGCCUGAGAUGCUGCGCCAGGAGGGCCACGACUUCGCCGUCGACUUCUGGAUGCUGGGCAUCCUCGCCUUCGAGCUGCUGGUGGGCAGGCCUCCCUUCCACAGCGCCGACCCCCAGCAGAUCUACAGUCGCAUCCUGGACGGCGUCUUCUCCUUCCCCGCUUUCCUCGGCGAGGCCGCCUGCUCCCUCAUUGGCAAGCUCUGCAGGCGCCGUCCAGGUCAGCGCCUGGGGAACACGGCCACCGGCAUCCGCGGCAUCAAGAAGCACAGGUGGUUCGGGGCCGUGAAGUGGAGGAAGCUCUCGCUGCGGCAGCUGGAGGCACCCACCCUGCGGCUCAUCAAGGAGGGACCCCCCUACGUCAACUUCAAGCGUUUCUCAGUCGACUGGACACCAGCAGAGGAUGAGUUCUCAGGGUGGGAUGAGGAUUUCUGAUGGCAGCAGGACCCCCCCCCAGGCCGGGCUGGCUGUGCCCCCUCCCCACUGCACCCCUGGGCCGGGGCGAUGCCGGGGGCUGCCCUGUGGCCUCGUGCUCUCCUGGGUG
Harpia harpyja (harpy eagle) is the source of this 2150-nucleotide messenger RNA. RefSeq names its product cGMP-dependent protein kinase 1-like. Lineage: Eukaryota; Metazoa; Chordata; Aves; Accipitriformes; Accipitridae. The coding region runs from base 74 to 2041 and encodes 655 amino acids. The transcript has 19 exons. Gene Ontology annotation, molecular function: cGMP-dependent protein kinase activity; ATP binding. The record is from RefSeq and is a predicted model, not a curated record. Gene Ontology annotation, biological process: protein phosphorylation.